Messenger RNA from Owenia fusiformis, 1464 nucleotides. The record is from the annotation of a GenBank genome assembly. Lineage: Eukaryota; Metazoa; Annelida; Polychaeta; Sabellida; Oweniidae.
ACCGAACAUCCGGCGCCGUUUGAAAAAAUAAAAUAAUAUACAUUGGUUCAGCACCUGUCCUGAUGUACUACUAGAGACAUCUAUUCUAUAUGUGAUGCCACGGCACAGUAAAAUUCAGCUUCAAGUCCUCAGUCUUUACAGACAAUUCCUGAGAGUAACUAAGGACAAACCCGGAUUUCAUGAAAGUAUAAGAAAUGAAUUCAAGAAAAAUGCCUCAAUUCCUAGAAAGCAGACAAUGCAAAUUGAAUAUUUAAUACGUAGAGGACAGAAUCAAUUAAAAGUUUUCCAGAGCCCUCAAGUUAAAGGAAUGGGCGUCUUCGUUAAUGAGGAAAAGUAAACUUUGCAAGGACAUUGAAUAGGCGAGUAAAGCAUUAUGGCACUGAGACAAAUUUUUGGGAAGGUAAUGGAUCGUUUUCCAACCACACGUUUAGCUUUCGCUUAUGGCUCUGGAGUUUUCCAGCAAAAAGGCCACAAGGAUAUGUCAAAAAAUAUUUUGGAUUUUAUAUUUGUUGUGGAUGAUCCCAUUGUUUGGCAUCAACAAAAUCUAGUUAAAAAUGCUCAGCAUUAUUCAAUACUAAAAAGGCUUGGUGCAAAAGGAAUCACAUCUAUCCAAGAUAACUAUGGUUCUGGAGUAUACUUUAACACGUUAGUACCAUGCGAAGGAAGGAUUAUCAAAUAUGGCGUAAUUGGCACAAAGAGGUUGAUCACAGACCUGUUAGAAUGGGACACAUUGUAUGUUAGCGGGCGUCUUCAUAAACCUGUGCUUCUAUACCAGUACACAGAUGAAAUAGGCAAGGAGCUAACACAUGCCAUCAAUAACAACCUAGGGAGUGCAGUCCAUACUGCAUUGCUGCUCUUGCCUGAGACAUUCACUGAACUGGAACUGUAUAUGACAAUAACUGGACUCUCGUAUGGUGGCGAUUUUCGUAUGAUUGUUGGUGAAGAUAAGAAUAAGGUGCGUAACAUUGUUGAACCAAAUAUCGAGCAUUUCCGUAGCCUUUAUCAGCAUAUUUUGAGCAAGCAUGAGAAGUUGUGGUGGCGUGCUAAUGAUGGCGUUUAUGAGCAACAUAUCACGCAUGUCAGCCAGUAUGAACAUAUGGAUGCUCUACCACUAUGCCUCAUACAAGGUAUGGUCAGGCACUUCAAUAAAACUGGCAAGAAUUUAGAUGUCGAAGAAGUAUUACGCAUUCUAGCUCAGGAUACACAUAGUGAUGACAUCAUCAAAUCCGCCCUGCGUAAGAUAGUUCAGCGCUCUAGUUUGACACAGAGUAUCAAAAGUAUCUUUACAGCAGGGACCAUGAAGUCGAUCAAGUACAGUGGAAGUAAAUUGAAAAAAAUGUUUAAAAGCAAAUGAUGUUAAUCGGAAUAGGAAAAUAUUCUAGAGAAUAAGUUAAUGUGUACAACAUAUGUGAUCAAAUGUGAUACUGUUUUUAAUGUUUUGUGUGUAAAAUUACUUUGAUGAGG